This is a messenger RNA of Pogonomyrmex barbatus (red harvester ant), 1739 nucleotides long. RefSeq lists its product as uncharacterized. The record is from RefSeq and is a predicted model, not a curated record. Lineage: Eukaryota; Metazoa; Arthropoda; Insecta; Hymenoptera; Formicidae.
GCAUUCAGUAAAGUCUGGACAUUGACCAGAUCGUGAGAGAGAUCUUGGUAAAGAUGAGAAUUUUGUUUCUCACGCUAUUUGCGGGGCUGCUGGCCUUGGCCGUGUGCGAGAAGAAAAAGGGAAUUACGAGUAAGGAAAUCGAAAAUGCCGAAGGCGUGGAGAAGAAACAAGAUAAGCGCGGACUGAGUCACGUCGAGGCAGACUUUGGAGGACAUGACGAUGGCGGUUAUGGUGGCGGCUUUGAAGGUGGUCACGAUUUCGGCGGUGGAGACAUUGGCGGUCAUGAUAUUAGUGGUGGUUACGAUGGUGGUUACGGCGGUGGCGGUGGCGGUGGCGGCGGCGAUGACGGCGGUAAGAUCAAGCAGAUCACGAUCGUGAAAACGGAGAAGGUGCCCUAUCCAGUCGAGAAGAAGGUCCAUUACCCGGUAGAGAAGGAAGUACCGUAUCCAGUUAAAGUACCGGUACCACAACCCUAUCCGGUUGAGAAAAAGAUCCCGGUACCAGUGAAAGUUUUGGUAAAGGUACCGGUUCACAUACCGCAACCGUACCCAGUUGAGAAGAAGGUGCCCUAUCCGGUUCACGUGCCGGUAGAAAGACCGGUACCUUACAAAGUAUACGUUCCCCAACCGUAUCCAGUCGAGAAGAAGAUACCGUAUCCAAUAAAAGUACCGGUACCGCAGCCGUUCCCGGUAGAAAAGCCCGUGCCGUACACUGUGAAAGUUCCAGUGCACGUACCGCAACCCUUCCCUGUGGAGAAGCCGGUACCGUAUCCGGUAACAGUGCCCGUUGAACGACCUUAUCCAGUACACGUAGCUAAACCGUAUCCAGUUCCGGUUGAAAAACCAGUACCUUAUCCAGUUGAGAAGAAGGUACCGUAUCCAGUCAAGGUUCACGUGGAGCGACCAGUAGGAGUGCCCGUAGAGAAGCCAGUGCCCGUUCACGUUAAAGUACCGGUACCGGCGCCGUACCCGGUAGAAAAGCCGAUACCUGUGCCGGUAGAGAAGCCGGUGCCCUACGCCGUAAAAGUGCCUGUAGAACGACCUGUGCCAGUCCACGUGACAAAGCCAGUAGCCGUACCGGUACCUAAGCCUGUACCAUAUCCCGUAAAAGUGCCGGUAGCAGUACCAGUACACGAGCACGAGCACGGAGGGGGUGACUUAGGGGAUAGGCCGAGAUCCAUAGAGAGAUCCGACAUGUGCAAAUUCUCCACUGCGGCGGAUCCACUCAGCGGAUACGAGCGGGUAUGGAAUAUCGGCGCUCAUCAUGGAAUAUUGCGAUAACAUUUCUCUUAUUUCUUUUUUUUUUUAAUACAUUGCGUCGAGGAAGGGAACAUAGAGCAAUGUGAUUUGUAACGCGGUCAACGGCUGAUUUUUCGUACCGGAGCGUUAACGAAGCGUUUUCCUCGACACUCGCGGAUCUCGCGAAUUUAUCGUUCGAAGUGCGAGUCCGCUAGGAAAACGCGGACGUAUUUAUUUUCCUAACUAAGCGUCGUUCUCGCUGCGGGGUCCGACGAGGAAGAUGAGUUUGCAGAACAGCCGUUUUGCGCCGCAAAAGAUGAUUAUGGGUCUCCGAGUCUGCUUAGAGAGCUAAUUCGAUUUCCUAGAUGUAGUAUCGACACUUAAGUACCUACGAGAACACAUAUUGUACUGUGUGUCUCUUACGACGUUCGAAACAUGUAACGGACGUCUUUAUACGAUGUCUUUCGCUUCUUUUUAAUAAAACCAAAGAGCAAAACACAA